AUGGCCACCCCAACGACGUUUCUGGCUUCGAUUUUGCUGCUUCUUUGCCUGCUUGCAACCGUGGUGAUAUCGACUGACGGUGACGACGCGCUGGCCAUGCAUCCCGAGUAUCGAUACAAGGAUCAGAAUCUGAACAGGAAUUCUCCGUCUCGCAUCCGACGCCAAAUCUACGGCUACCCGGGCAGCUACCCCGGCGGCUUUGGCAUGGGCGGAUUUCCGUUUUUCAAUAUUGGCUGGGGCAUCACCGUCGGC
This is a messenger RNA of Mesorhabditis spiculigera, 252 nucleotides long. The record is from the annotation of a GenBank genome assembly. Lineage: Eukaryota; Metazoa; Nematoda; Chromadorea; Rhabditida; Rhabditidae.